Molecule: messenger RNA, 546 nt
Organism: Trichoderma citrinoviride
Lineage: Eukaryota; Fungi; Ascomycota; Sordariomycetes; Hypocreales; Hypocreaceae
Exons: 3
Coding region: 7-546 (179 amino acids)
Biological process (GO): maturation of 5.8S rRNA; regulation of gene expression
Cellular component (GO): exosome (RNase complex); nucleolus
Molecular function (GO): DNA binding; RNA binding
Source: RefSeq, a predicted model, not a curated record
GCUAUCAUGACGGAUAUUCCCACAAUCAUGCCAGACGUCGAGAGGCUGGGCUCUCAGCUGGACAACCUCGAAGAUGCGCUUGAGCCUUUGCUGGGGAAUCUCAGCGAGAUGUCCUCCCAGCUGCCCUUGUUGGACCGGGCCAAGCUGUUUUCUAUGGCGGCGUAUGCCAUUGAAUCUCUCCUAUUCUCGUCUUUGAAGAUCCAGGGGGCUGAUGCGCAGAACCACGCGGUCUUUGCCGAGCUCAAGAGGAUUCAGCAGUACUUUGCAAAGAUCAAAGCGGCAGAGGAACCCGCAGGCCAGCGCAAGCUCGUCGUCAACCAGGAGGCUGCCGCGCGUGUACUAAAGGCGGAUUUGAGCGACAACAAGCCUCUGAGCGCCAAGUUGGCCGAAAAGAUUGCCGAGGAACGCGCAAGAGCUCUGCUCAAGGCCGCCGAAAGCAAGAAGCGUGCCGCAGACGACGCGACUGAGCCUGCCGCCUCUUCGCCAUCAAGUCAGAAGAAGCCCAAGACGAAGGGCAAGGCCAAGAACACGAAAAGCAAGAAAUGA